AUGAUUCAUGGGCCCUGCGGGUCGCAUUACAAUUACAGCAGCUGUCACAACAGCGACGGCAAAUGCACCCGGCAGUACCCACGAGAUUUCGUAAGCGAAACCAUUACAGGGAGCGAUGGUUAUCCACUGUACCGGCGAAGGAGUCCCGCUGAGGGAGGAUUUACAGCAGUGGUAAAGGGCCACCAAGUUGAUAACAGAUGGGUAGUGCCAUACUGUCCCUUACUAACAAAAGCGUUCAAUGCGUGCAUCAAUGUCGAAUAUUGCCAUUCAGUUCGCUCCAUCAAGUAUGUAUGCAAGUACAUCAACAAAGGGACUGAUGCUGCAAUGUUUGGUAUUAGGCAGGAAGGUUCCGUAGACGAAAUCCAGGACUUCCUUGCAGGGCGCGUCAUUAGUAGCACAGAGGGUUCUUGGCACAUAUUCAGCUUCCCCAUCCACGAACGCUUCCCAGCAAUCGUUAUUUUUCUGCGGAUACAGCAAUGGAUGUGGCUGCGCGUACCAAAGACACAACGUUUACAGCGUUCUUCAAUCUUUGUCGACAGGACGAGUUUGCUACUGUACACAGACGUGCCUUCAUACUACGUAUGGACAAAAAAGAACACCUAG
This is a messenger RNA of Acanthosepion pharaonis, 603 nucleotides long. The record is from the annotation of a GenBank genome assembly. NCBI's taxonomy places the organism in Eukaryota, Metazoa, Mollusca, Cephalopoda, Sepiida, Sepiidae.